Molecule: messenger RNA, 936 nt
Organism: Rhodamnia argentea
Lineage: Eukaryota; Viridiplantae; Streptophyta; Magnoliopsida; Myrtales; Myrtaceae
Product: phosphoglycerate mutase-like protein 4
Exons: 7
Coding region: 62-778 (238 amino acids)
Cellular component (GO): cytoplasm; cytosol
Molecular function (GO): phosphatase activity
Source: RefSeq, a predicted model, not a curated record
GUUGCUCUCUCUCUCUCUCUCUCUCUCUCUCUCUCUCUCCCGCAUCUGAAGUUCAACAGCAAUGGAGGACGCAAUGCACAUUGUCAAAUCGGCCGAGCCGGCCAUGUCUUGUGUAGAUCCUAGAGAAGCUCAAUCGGUUCCCAUCAGAGCAGACAUUGCUGAGAUCGUGGUCGUGCGUCACGGGCAAACUGACUGGAAUUUUGAACAUAGAAUUCAGGGUCAUUCAAAUGUGCAAUUAAAUGAAGUUGGGAGGCAGCAAACAAAUGCAGUAGCUAAUAGACUAUCCAAAGAAGGUGAAAUCUCCGCAAUUUACUCGUCUGAUCUAAAACGAGCUAUCGAGACAGCAGAAGCAAUUGCAACCGCUUGUGGUGUGGCGCAGGUUAUCAAAGAACCAGAUCUACGGGAACAAAAUACAGGAAAGCUUCAAGGCCUUAGUGUCAGUGAGGCAGCAAACGUUUAUCCCCAGAUUUUUAAGGACUUCCGAUCCCGUAGGUGGGAUCUAGAAAUCCCGGGUGGUGAAACUAAGGAUCAGGUUUACCAGCGAUGCACGACUUGCUUGCAAAACAUUGGCUUAAAGCACAAAGGGGAGCGAGUAAUAGUGGUCACUCAUGGAACCGUGUUCAGGUCUAUCUACCGGCGGGCUUGCCCGAAGGACGGUCCAGCACCGAAGGUACAGAACGGUUCAGUCAGCAUUUUGCACUUUUCUGGUGAGGACAAAUGGGUCAUGAAGUCCUGGAGCGAUCAUAGCCAUCUCAACCAAACAGAAGACAAACUGUAGUAGCAUUUUGAGAUACAUGGUGAGACCUAAAACAGUGGGAGGCAAAUGAGGGUAUUUGGUUAACACUAGUUGUGUAUCCAUUUCGAUCCUGCAGAAGAGUCAUGUUGUUGCCACUCAGCCAAACCGUGCGAGAGACCUACUCAUUAGGCAUUGCUUGA